AUGAACGGCCACGCCAAGGUUCAGUCGGAACACCAGUUCGACGUCAUCGUCGUUGGCGCUGGUAUCUCCGGCAUCAAUGCCGCCUACCGAGUGCAAGAUGAGUUGCCAGGGUUGAGUUACGCGAUUCUAGAAGCCCGCCAUGACUUGGGCGGGACAUGGGAUCUCUUCAAAUACCCGGGAAUCCGCUCUGACUCGGAUCUAUUCACAUUCGGCUUUGCUUUCAACCCCUGGAGCCGCAACAACCCCAUCGCCGAGGGCGCAGCGAUUAAAUCAUACAUUGCAGACACGGCGCAAAAAUUCGGCAUCGACCAGCAUAUCCUUUACAAGCACCGAUUGACCGCCGCCGACUGGUCCACUCAAGACCAUGUUUGGAACUUGGUGGUCGAUGCCGAUGGCAAGGAGCGGAAAUACACAGCUCGAUUUGUGAUCUUUGGUACAGGCUACUACAAUUACAGUCAGCCACUUGAUGUGCAAAUCCCUGGCAUUGAAAAGUUCAACGGCCAAGUCAUUCAUCCGCAAUUUUGGCCAGAAGACCUCGACUACAAGGACAAGAAAGUUGUGGUUAUCGGUUCCGGCGCAACUGCCAUUACUCUGAUUCCCAAUCUGGCCGACAAAGCCGCCCGUGUUACGAUGCUGCAGCGCAGUCCAACAUACAUCCUCUCCCUGCCCAAUCGCUCCAGCAAAUGGCUCUCCUACGUGCUACCUACAGCUACAUUUCAUCGCGUUCAGCGUGCAAUCGCGAUCAUCACGACACGCAUUUUCUUCCUCUUCUGCCAAAAAUACCCAAAUUUUUCGCGAUGGAUCCUGAAAAAGAGCGUCUGCUCGCAAUUACCCGAUCACAUUCCUUAUGAGCCUCACUUUGCCCCACGAUAUAACCCCUGGGACCAACGGUUGUGCGUCUGCCCGGACGGUGAUUUUUUCAAAAGUCUCCGCGCCGGCAAAGCCGACGUCCGCACCGACACCAUCAAGACUGUCACCAGCAACGGAAUCGCCUUGAACAGCGGUGAAACACUCGAUGCCGACAUCAUCGUCACCGCCACGGGAUUAAAACUCCAAUUAGCCGGCGGUGCUCAGAUCUCCGUCGACGGGGAGAAGUACGAUCCAGGCUCCAAAUACAUGUGGAACGGUGUCAUGUUGCAAGAUCUCCCCAACGCCUCUUUCAUCAUCGGAUACACAAACGCAUCAUGGACACUUGGGUCCGAUGCGACCGCACAAUUUGUCACCCGCUUACUCAAAUUCCUCGAAAAGCGCAAACUGAUCGCGGCGACACCACGGCUCAAGUCCGAUGAGGCAAAAAAUCUCGAGGAGCGACCUUUGUUGAAUCUGAGCUCGACCUAUAUCACAGUUGCGUCGAGGACUUUGCCUCGCGCGGGUGACAAGGGGCCCUGGCAGCCGCGAGAUCAUUAUCACAAGGAUAUCAAGUUCGCGUUGAAGGGCGAUUUGAGUGAGGGGAUGGAGUUUGUUGCUGGGCCGAGUUUGCAAUUGCGACCAGAUAUGAAUUAG
Messenger RNA from Penicillium diatomitis, 1503 nucleotides. Its product is annotated as flavin-containing monooxygenase. The transcript has a single exon. Gene Ontology annotation, molecular function: flavin adenine dinucleotide binding; NADP binding; N,N-dimethylaniline monooxygenase activity. NCBI's taxonomy places the organism in Eukaryota, Fungi, Ascomycota, Eurotiomycetes, Eurotiales, Aspergillaceae. The record is from RefSeq and is a predicted model, not a curated record. The coding region runs from base 1 to 1503 and encodes 500 amino acids.